Molecule: messenger RNA, 2071 nt
Organism: Oldenlandia corymbosa var. corymbosa
Lineage: Eukaryota; Viridiplantae; Streptophyta; Magnoliopsida; Gentianales; Rubiaceae
Source: the annotation of a GenBank genome assembly
GUGGUAGUGGACUUCUGUUGAAAGAAGGGUGUUGUGUGCCAACUACAUAAAAAGGCUUCCUUUGGUUGGAGUUUCUUGAGAGAGAUUAAGAAAAAAACACAUAAUUUUGGUGGCCCUUAAGAGAGGGUCUACUCCAACUACAAACAUUGAACCCCUCCAUUUGGUGUAAAUAUGCUUUCUUCAAAAAUCCCUUCUUAUUCCAUUUUGCCUUAUUGCCUCCUAGCUAGCCUGUAAAGAUUACAUUCAUCAACCUUCUUCACAUAAUUAAUUUUGUGGACCUUUCUUUCUUCUUCGUUCCUUCACUUCCAUUUUCUGUACUUUGCAUAAAUUCCAAUCCACUGUUGAACCAUAUUGGAUUUUUUUUUCAGGGCCUUUUCUUUUGGCUUUUCUUCAUCAUGAAUGCCUUCUUAACAGAAAGCCUGCCAAAAAACAGAACAAGUAUUCUAACUGUAGUUAGAGCCAUUGAACUUGUGAUCAUCUCAGCUGCAAUAAUCUACUCUAUCAUAAUGUUCAAAGGGGCACAAGUUGUUUCUUUUACUUCCUCAUCAUGUGAUCUUAUGCUCUCGAGUUUGCGAAAGCCGGUGUCCAUCUUCAAGGGCUUGUUGGCAUCUCCUCUUCAAAUCAUCAUCUUCAUGAACUUCAUUGUGCUACUCAUUUUAGUUUCCUCCUCCUUCCACCACCCUGAAAUGGACAACAAUGACAAUGAAGAUGGUGAUGCAGACAGAAAUGUUCAUGAAGAAGAUUUUGAUGAUUUGCACAGUACUUUGUCACCAUCUUUAUCUCCACCUGCAGAUCCACCACCAGUGGAGAUUGAUCGCGAAAAGGCUAAAAUUACCGCGGCUGCAGCAAAAGCAGCCGCGGCGACAAUGAAAACGACAGCAACAAAAGGCGAUUCUAACCGAGGUAAAAUCACAAGUUCCUCUGCAAAAACUCUGAAGCAGCAGCAAGAUACAGUUGAGUGGACAGCUUCUGAAGUUCAUCAGCAGGCAGUUUCUUCUGAUUUUCCGAAACUGACAAGAACUAAAGAAAUCAGAAAGGAGCAAACAACAGUUGAUGGAGGGAAAAACAGAACUGCAGGGCUGCUAAAAAGGGAAACAAACAUUCCCAAAGUAACUAAACAUUACUCUUUCCAAGCUGCGGCUUUUGCUGAUUUACCCAAAUUAGCAGAGGCUAAAGAGAUUAAGAAGGCCUAUUCACUUGACUCUGCAGAACAGGUCAAGACCCUCCAAAAUCCUCAAGAAACAGCAACAACAACAAAACAUGGGCAGAAAAGCAGAAAUGAAAGCCAAAAUCAGGCCAGAAAACAGCCGGAAAACGAACAUCAUUGGGAUGAUGAAGACGAUACAAUGGAGGCGACAUGGAGGGCAAUCAGCGGAGGAACAAAACCACAGGAGAAACAACUGAAGAAAAGCGAAACAUGGCCUCAAAAGCACAAGUUUGUUCUGCCCAAUGAAGGGCAUUCAGAGGAGAUUUAUAAAAACAUGGAGGAAGAAUUGCCAGAGCCAUUAUUAUCAUCAUCAGUCUGCUCAAGUCCAGUAAAAGAGCUGAGGAAAUCAAUGACAUUCAAUGAUACGGUAACAAUCCGACGCAGGGGAGGACUAAUUAGGAAAGACCCAUCAAUGAAUCUUGAAGAAUUCAACAAAAAAGUUGAGGCAUUCAUUCAGAAUUUCAACCAUGAAAUGAGGCUUCAAAGACAAGAGUCUGAUCAGCGUUACUUAGAAAUGAUCAAACGAGGACUCUGAUAAUUAAAAAACAAAAAAAAAAAAAAAAAACAAUACUCAUUUCCUUUCUCUGUAGAGUUUCACUUUUUUUUUUUUUUUUGCCAGUUUAGUCUUGUAUGAGUCCUCUGUGAGUUAGUAAAUUGUUAAAUUUUGUAAAGAGUUCUCUGCUGAGCAUUAAUGGUGUUCUCUCUGUACAGAUUUUGACUAAGGAAACUUUAGUUCCUUGUAAAUGGGGUUGUUGAUUUCUUCUGGAAUUUGCAUAAUUUGUUAUUUGCAAGUUGGAAUUAAUCAAGGUUAUGAUCAUCGUCCCACUGUACUUUAAAGUAAAUUUUCUUGAAAUGAUUGCAGAG